Messenger RNA from Cololabis saira (Pacific saury), 1423 nucleotides. It is a transcript of the gene ptn, whose product is annotated as pleiotrophin. Bases 149 to 634 code for a protein of 161 amino acids. The transcript has 5 exons. Gene Ontology annotation, molecular function: growth factor activity. NCBI's taxonomy places the organism in Eukaryota, Metazoa, Chordata, Actinopteri, Beloniformes, Belonidae. The record is from RefSeq and is a predicted model, not a curated record.
AAAAGGAAAAAGUCUACACAGCUAUCCUAUGCUCAGCCCACAAAGAGAAAUAGUAUUGGAGAGGCAGGGCAGAGGUGCAGAUGAAAAGCGCCUAGAGAAACUCUUGCUUUUAGCCUUGACUUACAACUACCAGACCUCCUGAGUAAAAAUGAACGGACAGAAGCUGUGGGCGCGGGCGGCUGUCAUGGUGCUCCUGAUGCUAACGGUGAUGGCAGCUGAAGGUGGGAAAGCAGAGAAACAAGGAAAGAAGGAGCGCAAAUCAGACUGUGGGGAGUGGCAGUGGAGCGUGUGCGUAGCCAACGAGGGCGACUGUGGACUCGGCACCAGAGAGGGAACGCGCUCCGGCAUAGACUGCAAGCAGACCAUCAAGACCCAGCGCUGCAAGAUCCCCUGCAACUGGAAGAAAAAGUUUGGAGGGGAGUGCAAGUAUGAGUUCCAGGCCUGGGGUGAAUGCGAUCUGGCAACAGGCAUGAAAAACAGAACAGGAGUUCUGAAGCGAGCACUCAUGGAUGCGACCUGCGCCGCCACUGUCACAGCCACUAAGCCUUGUGGGAAAAUCCCCAAGACCAAGCUGCAAGAAGCAAAGAAGCAAAAGAAGGACGGCAAGAAGCGAGAGCGCGCCCAGAUGGACUGACGAGGUUGCUUGAGCCGGCGAGAUAAGAAGACGACUGUGGAAAGAUGUACACAGCCCCGUUUCAACAUGGCUCCUCUUUAAAUGUCCUGUAGCUUCACUAUAUGAGCCUCUAUACCUUUUGAUAAAACCAGUGGAAACAUGACUUCUAGUGAAAAUGUUAUAUUCUUCUCCUUCUUUCUGGCGCCUGAGGAGGAAAAAAAACUUGCCUUGUUACUGUAGAGGAUAAUACGCAGCGGUAGUGACGGCUAGUGAGAAGAUUUGUUUGUUCUCAAUUAAUUAUGCUAUUUCUAGGAUUAUUUUCUCAUGAACAAAUUGCCCAGGAUUUGUUUUACAGUUGCAAACCCAAACUCUAAUUUGGAAAACUCUUUGGUCCGUGGUCAGACUUAAUGAAGCAGUUUGUUGGAAGUGAAUCUUUAAGCAUCUUCAAUUAAUUUAUCUGAGCCGGGAAAUAAAAAACAACAGAAAAAAAGAAAUACAUUUGCAUUUUUUGUUACUGAAGUUAACUGUUAGUCCUUCCUCCCAAUCAAACUGUGGUAAAUUUUCACCAAGCAUCAUCAUAAGCCAACUUUGUUUGACGUUUACAUGAAACGACAGCUGUACAACUGUGCUAAAAGUCAUUUACCUUUAUCCUCUCGCUGCUCUGGUCUUUCUAUGUUCAUACCGACAUAAGGCUACUCUCUGUUUCUCCUGAAUGUAUAUUCAUUGUAGUAACUAUUUUGAGUUAACUUUUCUCUCCACGUAUGUUUGCAAAAAUAAAAAAAAAAAUAAUAAAAAAAAAGUCGUAAAAGA